GCAGCCGCCGCCGCAGCCGCCGCCUGGGCCGCCCCGUGUCCCCGGUGGAGCCGCCGCCGCCGCCGCCGGGAGCUCGAUGCGGACGGAGCCCGGGCCGGGCCAUGGGGAUCCUCAGCAUCACGGACCAGCCGCCCCUGGUCCAGGCCAUCUUUAGCCGAGAUGUGGAGGAAGUGCGUUCCCUUCUCUCGCAGAAGGAGAAUAUCAAUGUACUGGACCAAGAGAGGCGGACCCCAUUGCAUGCUGCUGCCUACGUAGGCGAUGUCCCCAUCCUCCAGUUGCUACUGAUGUCAGGUGCUAAUGUCAAUGCUAAGGACACACUGUGGCUGACCCCUCUUCAUCGUGCUGCUGCUUCCCGAAAUGAGAAGGUGCUGGGAUUGCUGCUGGCACAUUCAGCAGAUGUGAAUGCCCGGGACAAGCUGUGGCAGACACCAUUGCAUGUGGCUGCCGCCAACCGGGCCACGAAGUGUGCUGAGGCUCUGGCACCCCUGUUGAGCAGCCUCAAUGUGGCUGACAGGAGCGGGCGCAGUGCCCUGCAUCAUGCAGUGCAUAGUGGGCAUCUAGAGACGGUGAACCUGCUCCUGAACAAGGGAGCCAGCCUGAAUGUUUGUGAUAAAAAGGAGCGGCAGCCUCUGCACUGGGCAGCUUUUCUAGGGCAUCUGGAGGUCCUGAAACUGCUGGUGGCACGGGGAGCGGACCUCAGCUGCAAGGACCGCAAGGGCUAUGGGCUUCUCCACACAGCUGCUGCCAGUGGCCAGAUUGAAGUGGUGAAGUACCUGCUCCGGAUGGGGGCUGAGAUCGAUGAGCCCAAUGCUUUUGGAAACACAGCUUUGCACAUCGCCUGCUACCUGGGCCAGGAUGCUGUGGCUAUUGAGCUGGUGAAUGCAGGAGCCAAUGUCAACCAGCCGAAUGACAAGGGCUUCACGCCGCUGCAUGUGGCUGCGGUCUCUACCAAUGGCGCUCUCUGCUUGGAGCUGUUGGUCAAUAACGGGGCUGAUGUCAAUUACCAGAGCAAGGAAGGGAAAAGUCCUCUGCACAUGGCUGCCAUCCAUGGUCGUUUCACCCGCUCCCAGAUCCUCAUCCAGAAUGGCAGCGAGAUUGAUUGUGCUGACAAAUUUGGGAACACGCCACUGCACGUGGCUGCUCGCUACGGACACGAGCUACUCAUCAGCACCCUCAUGACCAAUGGCGCGGAUACCGCCAGGCGCGGCAUUCACGACAUGUUCCCUCUGCAUUUAGCUGUUCUCUUUGGAUUCUCUGACUGUUGUCGUAAGCUUCUUUCCUCAGGUCAGCUGUACAGCAUUGUAUCUUCACUCAGCAACGAGCAUGUGCUUUCAGCUGGGUUUGACAUCAAUACGCCUGACAACCUUGGCCGCACCUGUCUUCAUGCUGCUGCUUCUGGAGGGAAUGUUGAAUGUCUUAAUUUGCUGUUGAGCAGUGGAGCUGACUUGAGGAGGAGAGACAAAUUUGGAAGGACCCCACUGCACUAUGCAGCCGCCAAUGGCAGCUACCAGUGUGCAGUCACACUGGUGACUGCUGGGGCGGGUGUCAACGAGGCCGACUGUAAAGGCUGUUCUCCCCUCCACUACGCUGCCGCCUCUGACACCUACAGGAGAGCGGAACCCCACUCAUUGUCCAGCCACGAUGCUGAAGAGGACGAGCCACUGAAGGAGUCCCGCAGGAAGGAGGCCUUCUUUCUACCCCUGCCCCCCAGCUGUCUGGAGUUCUUACUGGAUAACGGUGCAGACCCCUCCCUGCGGGACAGGCAGGGCUACACAGCUGUGCACUAUGCAGCCGCCUACGGCAACAGACAGAACCUCGAACUGCUCUUAGAAAUGUCCUUUAACUGCCUGGAGGAUGUGGAGAGCACCAUUCCAGUUAGCCCUUUGCACUUAGCUGCCUACAACGGUCACUGUGAAGCCCUGAAGACACUGGCUGAGACGCUGGUGAAUCUGGAUGUAAGGGACCACAAGGGCCGGACCGCGCUCUUCCUGGCCACUGAGCGAGGCUCUACUGAGUGUGUGGAGGUGCUUACGGCCCACGGCGCCUCUGCUCUCAUCAAGGAGCGCAAACGCAAGUGGACACCCCUGCACGCUGCUGCUGCCUCUGGCCACACUGACUCCCUGCACUUGCUGAUCGACAGUGGGGAACGCGCCGACAUCACUGAUGUCAUGGAUGCCUAUGGACAAACCCCACUGAUGCUGGCCAUCAUGAAUGGCCACGUGGAUUGUGUCCAUCUGCUGCUAGAGAAAGGAUCCACAGCUGAUGCUGCUGACCUCCGGGGCCGCACCGCCCUCCACCGUGGGGCAGUGACUGGCUGUGAGGACUGCCUGGCUGCCCUGCUGGACCACGAUGCAUUUGUGCUGUGCCGAGACUUCAAGGGCCGCACCCCCAUCCAUCUGGCCUCAGCCUGCGGCCACACUGCAGUGCUGCGGACGCUGUUGCAGGCCGCCCUUUCCACAGACCCCCUGGAUGCUGGUGUGGACUACAGUGGAUACUCGCCCAUGCACUGGGCCUCCUACACUGGACAUGAAGAUUGUCUGGAGUUGUUACUUGAACACAGCCCGUUUUCAUACCUGGAGGGAAACCCCUUCACUCCUUUGCACUGUGCAGUAAUUAAUAACCAGGACAGCACCACAGAGAUGCUGCUGGGAGCUCUGGGUGCCAAGAUUGUGAACAGCCGAGAUGCCAAAGGACGGACCCCUCUUCACGCCGCUGCCUUCGCGGACAAUGUAUCUGGGCUCCGGAUGCUACUGCAGCAUCAAGCCGAGGUGAACGCCACUGACCACACUGGCCGCACUGCGCUCAUGACGGCGGCCGAGAACGGCCAGACCGCUGCUGUGGAAUUUCUGCUGUAUCGAGGGAAGGCAGACCUUACUGUGCUGGAUGAGAACAAGAACACUGCCCUCCACUUGGCUUGUAGCAAGGGCCAUGAGAAAUGUGCCCUCAUGAUCCUGGCAGAAACCCAAGACCUUGGCCUUAUCAAUGCUACCAACAGUGCGCUGCAAAUGCCACUCCACAUUGCUGCCCGGAAUGGUCUAGCUUCUGUGGUGCAGGCCCUGCUAAGUCGUGGGGCCACAGUGCUGGCUGUGGAUGAAGAAGGUCACACCCCAGCGCUGGCCUGCGCCCCCAACAAAGAUGUGGCAGACUGCCUGGCCUUGAUCCUCUCCACCAUGAAGCCUUUCCCACCCAAGGACGCCGUCAGUCCUUUCAGCUUCAGCCUGCUCAAGAACUGCGGCAUCGCAGCAGCCAAGACGGUGGGUGGCUGCGGCGCCCUGCCCCAUGGGGCCUCCUGCCCCUACAGUCAGGAGCGGCAUGGCGCCAUUGGGUUAGAUGGCUGCUAUUCGGAGUAGCCCCCCAUCAGUGUCCCUCCCCCUGCCGGUGGCUUGAUAUCUUAUUCUAUUUAUUUAGAAAAAGUCUAUACAUUUAGGGCACUUUAAAGGAGAACACGACUGGGUGGGGGGGGACAGAGGGGGGAAAAAUGCACUGGGGAGCAGCUGCUCACCCCUUUGCCACACCAUCCUGGCCUGGCAAGGGUCUGGGACCAACAGGGAGCACCCCAGGCCCUUGGCACCCCCAGGGCAACCCCUUCUGCCAAGUGUCCCCAAAUGAUUGCUAAAUGCCUGGCUACCCUCUCUUUUACCCCAUCUCUCAGUUCCCCCUUUCUGCUGCCAACUCCCCCCACCCUUUCCUCUGUUUCUCCUCUUUGUGUCCCCCCGCCCCUGCCCCUACUGCCAGGCAGAUCCCUUCUCUUCUUCCAUACCCAUCACUGCCUCCCUGCUCGGCUGGCCCCUCCAUCCCCGCAGCAGUGAGAAGCCUUAAUUUCUGGUACUGUGUGAGCACUCUGGGGGUGUCCCCCUCCCCCUUCAGGGGCAGCUAGUGGAUGAGGGGGGAGGGUAUUUAGCACUGGGGCCUGGAGCUUUUCCCCCACUUCUGUACCCCAUCACCCCUAAAGUUCAAAUGCAAAACACUUGAAGCAGCAACUACUGUACCUGGGCCCCAAUCCUGCACUCUCCCCUGGCUCCUCAUAUGCAAAUCAAGGGCUGGUUCUGCCCCCACAGCCUGCUCCUCCCUGAUUCCCUUCCACUCCUGGCCUGGUCCCCUAACCACGCACUUUAACCUUGCUUCUUUCUUUUAACUUCUUUUGGGAGGGCAGAGCCUGUGGCCAUUCCCUCCCUGGCUCCCCUCUCCCUUAACUUUGAGGCUUGUCAUGAAUUUUUAAGUAAGCAUUUUAUCCUUUAGGGGAAGAAACAAAUUAAUUUCCUGCCCAUUUCAAGACCACAGCCCUAGAAUGUCCUGUGUGUUUCAGGCAUGUGUUUGCAUGUGUGGGGAGGGAAGGACAAUAUUCUUUCUCCUGUGCCCCCCAAACCCAUAGUUCCUCUGUACCCCCACCUUCCGUUAUGUCCAAGAGUACCCACCGCCCCCAGUCACUCCUGAUCUGAAGCCAAAGAUGGUGGGAGGGGCAGGGCAGACUAGGGACCGUGGCUACUCGGGACCCAGGCUUCCCCUCUGGUGUGAGGAUGAAGCUCUGAUCUAGGUAGUGACGAAUACACACUGAGGCUUGGUCCCUGCCCUCCCAGCAGCGGGGAAACAUGGGAUUGAGCUAGGGGCUGCACUGAGAAGAUUCCUAAAAGUCGCACCCCAAAAGCCAAACUGGGCCAGAGUGAGGAGGGGGCAGUUUUCUCUCUAAAUGUAGCAUUGAAUUUGGCCCUGGUCCCUUCAAACGCCCUGUCCAUCCAUCUCCCAGCUAAGCCUCCUGGACAGUUGGACCUGCUCCCAUAGCCCAGUGUUCCCUUCCUCACACUCAAUACCUCAGCCAGGGGCCAAGACACAGAACUUGAAUAGAGGUCAUGCCCCCUCCACCCCCACAGUGCAUCCUUGCCCAGUUUGGCUGCCAUCAGUAUUGUCCCCUGAGAACUGGACAGGCUUUGUUUACACAGUACAGGGUCUCCUCCGGGGGAUUCCUCAGUCUUCUCCCCUCCUACGCCCCCUCACGCUUGCUUUGUUCACAACCUCACCCACUUUUCAGUUGUUUUUCCUGCAAGUCUUGCCACCCUUGCCAAGGGUGGGCUGAAGGGGGAGGGGGUAUCCCAGGGACCCCUGCCUCGCUAACAGAUACCCUUAACCAUACCUCAUGCUGGUUCCCUGAAGCCUGGGGUGUUUGUCCAAGUCCUUUUUGUUUUUUUUGUUUGUUUGUUUGUUUUUUGGCUUUUUUUUUGUCAUGGUCUCUUUUUAUCCCCUCUGUCUGUGUCUUGCUUUCCCUAACCCUCAGUUCCUAAACCAUUUCAAAGCUUCCAAAUGACCAUUAUUGGUAAGAAGGAUUGUGCAGCUUUUAGUUUUUAUUUUUGUUUUCAAAGCCAAAGGGCCUUGCGAUGCCCCUCUUGCCCACCUCCCUUCAUACCCUGCCCUCCCCUAUACGACAAUCAAUGUGACCUCUCUUAAGGGCUGCAGCCCCCCCCCCCCCCCCCUUUGGGGGCGGGGAUUAGGGGGCGGGGGGGGGGGGGGGCAGGGGGAGCAGAGAGAUGGAUUCUCCAGAGAAGACUCUUGGGGUAUCAGUCGUGUUCUCCUUUAUCAAUGUUUGGCGAUGACAGGAAGAUUCUGAGUAUUUGUCAGGAGCCCCAUUGUUUUGCUAGAUGAGAUUUCUGGUGGCUGCCUGUCCCCCUGCUGCCCCUUCAGCACACGGUCAGCAGUGCUGGGGCAGGUUGUGGGGAGUCCUCUGCCUCUCCUCAUGUGGCUAUGAGGAGGCGUGGAGGAUGAGCAGCCUCCUCUCCUUAUGCCAAAGGAAAUCCCACACCCCACCCUGGGCUCCCCAGCCCCUAGUGUUUUUUGAAGCGUUUUGACCAUUCUCAUGGCGACUGCAUAUUUAUUUUAAUGUUAAGAUUUUUUUUUUUUAAAACCUCUUUGACUUAAACGGGUGUGGAGAAGUAAAACAGGCAGAAUGCCCCCCAAUCUUAAGGGGGUAGGGUGGGGAGGAAACACCUCCUUCCCUUUGCCCUCCCUCUCCCCUCCCCCUCUCCCCACCGCAGCUCUAAAGCACUUGCUUCAAGUAAUAAGCACUUUUGAGAAAAGGCCUAUUUUAAGUGAGGACCCUGGGAGCAGCCCCAGGUCCCAGCAAAGGAGACAGAGCGAGGGCUACAUAGGAGACAGGGAAACAGGUGUGUGAAUCAGAGGGCGAGAUAAGAGCCAGUUUUUAGUUUCUGAUUUUGGGGAGAUGUUUCUGAUUGGGCGGUGGCUUUGGUAGGGUUGUGUACUAUCCUUCAGAAAAACAAAUGGCACAAACUGUGGGUCCCAGGAUGGGCCAACAAACCCGGGUCACUGCCACUGUCCAACUGAGACUGAUGGGCCACCUCCCCCACUGUGGCCCCCUGAGCCAUAGGACUGCUGAAAACCACUGAAUGUACAGCCCAGGUUGGGGUGGGGAGCAGCCCCUGGGGGAGGGGGCUUCUCCUUCUGUUUGGUGCUGUGGGGGGUGGGAGAGAUGAGACUGAGGGACUGCCACCCCACUUAGACAUGUGUUCCUUGGGGUGGAGGGGCUGAGGAGGGUCUACCUCCCUCUCCAACCCCGGCAUGGCCCCUCUUCCUUCCUCAUCCCUAUCCGUUUUGACUGUAAGUCCAGCUCACCUUUGCCUUCAAUAUGUAACCAAAGGAAAACUCAAUACUGUUUCCACCGCUGUCUGCCCACCCGAGCACCUUCUUACUCCCUGGACCUUAGAAGGGGAGAAGGGGCUGGGGGUGGGGUGGGGGGCGUGGGGCCAGAGUGAACGGUUCUACAGCUGUAUCCCCCAAACCUCUCGGGUCUUGGAAGGGACCCUGAGAGGUGAGGCUGGGGCCUGGCUGGAGGGACUGGGAAUAGGCACACUCUGUAUCUUGUGCACAUGAGUGUUUCUUCGUCUGAAUGACUCCAGUGACUACGCUCCAGCAGGGAGGCCCCUUCCUCCUUCCCUCUCCACCGUUUCUCCCCCUCUCCCCACACCCUGUGUUCAUCCCCACCUCCCCUUCCCACCGCAAAGGAAAAUAGCCUUACAGACCCUAGCCCAGAAGCCCUCCUCCUGGGGCAAACCAAUAUGGGGCCCCAUCCCGCCUAGUUUGAACCCUACCUUUUAAGAAGGAGGGAUAAGGAGCAAAGCAGCCCCUUCCCCUCUAAUCGUGGUGGCUCCAGCCCUCCGUGGCCUUGACCCAGGUUGGCCAAGGGCGGAGGCAAGGAAUCUUUGAGGACCAAGCCCAGUGAUCUGGGAAGAGGGAGGUGGAGAGGGAAGGGCCUGACUUGGGGACUCCCUCCUCCCGACCCAACCCUAGAGAAGCGACCAAAUCCCAGAGAUGGGAGGAAGCUGGGGUGGGGAGGGUCUGCUCUAUGAAUUACUUGAAGGUACUGACUCCGAGGCUGCUGUUGCCCACUUGGGUGUGAGGGGGACACUGUCACUGCAUUUGGGAGGGCAGAGGGUGGCGGGUGACGAGAGCAUCUGCCCUUGGCCCUCACUUACUCCUGCUAGGCCCUUUCCCUGGGGAGCCUGGCUUUGCCCCCAGGGAAAUCGGGGAGAGCCUUCCCCUCCCAUCUCCAUCCCUCACUCUGGGCACCCUCUCCAAUUGCACUAAAGUAGCUGUUGUGCCAGUCUUACCCCCACACCAGGGUGGGGUCUCUGCUUCCAGUCCUUUCUCCCCUGACUGCCUCCACUCCUGUCCCGGACAAUCUCCUUGUUCCCCUGUAUUCCUGGAUAGCUCAGCUUUGUAUGUGUGUGUUUUGGGGGUGGGGGUGGGUUCUGGCUGGAGUGGGUUCGCUAGGGGUUUGGGAAGGGCUAGGGGAAAGAUGGAGGACAAAGUCUCCUACCCCCUUCCUCAACUCCAAGCCACAGAAACCUGGGAGGGAGGGUGCCUACUCUCGCUGCCGUGUGUCUUGCAGAUGUGCCAAAAUGGGGGUGGGGGGGAGGGGAGGGGAGGGUGCCUGGCAGAGCGGCCCCCAGGGUGGCUCUCUCAAAGCAAUACAGUUCCUCCUGCCUGGGGGACGGCAAGACAGGGGAGAGGGUUGGGUUAGGGACCUGGGGGUUCCCUGUGUACAGCUGUGUAUAUUCAGGGGUGUUCUCUGUCUGGUACCCACUGUGGGCGUCUAUGUGUGUGUGAACCUCCCCUUCCCUGUGCCCUGCAUGACCUGUGAUGCUGCAGACACCACCAUCCUGUGUGCAGGGGUGUGUUGGGGGCACCGAGGGGCAUGUUUCAUGUCCUGUUGCACCCUCCACCCUGUGACCCAUGUACUCGGUUGUAGGAAGUAAAGAGAACUGAGCACAAUUCACUGGAUUCUAGUUGAAUCUUUCUCUAAGCAAUUUUCCCGUUCUUGCCCUUUUCCCUGCCCCGGAUCCACCUGUGGUGCUAGCGUUGGGGUCAGGGGUGUUUAAUGCUGGUGGGCAGCAAUAAAGGGCAGAUCUGCCCAGAUGCCUGUAUCCCCAGGGUGCUGAGGGCAGCAGGAAAAUGUGGGGACCUGGCGGUGCAUUUGCCCCACCCUACCCCUCCUCCCUGGGCUAAAGCACAAUGCGCUCCCUGCAGAUUGAUGCACCUUGCACCCUCCAGGCCCCUGCUCAUGUCCUCCCCCGACCUGCUUUGAGCCCUCCUCCCACCACAUCCUGGUUUUCUAUGCUGUUUUGGUGCAAGUACAACUGUCGUAGUCAUGGCUUUGGGAUGGGUUCUGUUUAUUAAAAUCCUAUUGCUCCUA
This is a messenger RNA of Herpailurus yagouaroundi (jaguarundi), 8698 nucleotides long. RefSeq names its product ankyrin repeat domain 52 (gene ANKRD52). The coding region runs from base 102 to 3350 and encodes 1082 amino acids. The transcript is spliced from 28 exons. NCBI's taxonomy places the organism in Eukaryota, Metazoa, Chordata, Mammalia, Carnivora, Felidae. The record is from RefSeq and is a predicted model, not a curated record. Gene Ontology annotation, molecular function: protein binding.